UGACUGUAUACAUGGACUGUGGAAGCUCUCAGUAUUUAGACAGGAAAAAGACAGAAAGAAUAUACAAAUAGGAGAGAACACACCUAAAAGAAUGAGCUGUAAACAGCAAUCAGCUCACGUGAGUUUGUGAGGCUGCACUUCGAUCUCUGCGGUGCACCAGGCGCGGCAAUGGCUGCAGCAGCGAUGGAGGUGAUGGGUUUCUUGCUGGCCUUCCUAGGAAUGAUAGGUAACUUGGUAGCCACACUUCUGCCGUACUGGGAGACUUCAGCCCACAUUGGUUCCAACAUUGUCACCGCUGUGGUCAACAUGAAGGGCUUGUGGAUGCAGUGCGUCUACCAGAGCACCGGAAACUUCCAGUGCGAGACCUACAACACCAUCCUCGGUCUGCGGACGGACCUGCAGGCAGCCCGGGCCAUGAUGGUCAUCUCAUUAUUAUUGUCCGUGAUGGCCUGUGUUGUGUCCAGUGUGGGGAUGCAGUGCACCGUAUGUAUGGAUGGGUCUUCUGUCAAGGCAAAGGUGGCUGGAGCUGGAGGGUGCCUGUUUCUAUCAGCUGGACUUCUGUCCCUCAUCCCUGUAUCCUGGAAGAUCCAUGAGGUUAUUCAAACCUUCUAUCAGUACAGCAUCCCAGAAAGCCUGAAGUUUGAGAUCGGGGACUGUCUGUAUGUUGGACUUGCUUCUUCUCUUAUGUCCAUACUUGGUGGCGGACUGUUGAGCGUAUCCUGCUGUGAUGACCUAGAGGUAAGUCGAGGGUUCAGGCGCCAUGCUGGGGGUUACCCAUACCCUGACCGCACAGGAACUGGGGGGGCGGUCCAUGGUGGCUCGCAUUCCAUAACGUACCGUCCAGCCACCUUGCAGACUGGGAUCAACUUGAACCCAACCAACAAGAACCAGACCCUGGCCAGCCAAGUCAGUACCAGUAGCCACUCCACGCCGGCUGCCCACAGCUCCAGAAAACCUCCAAGGCACAAUGCCGCAGCUAGCUACGAUGUUACGGGGUAUGUCUGAAGAUUUGUUACUUGCUUUAUAUUUUUUCUUUUGUGCCAUCAACUUCAAAAGACUAAAGUGCUUUACAUUGGAGUGAGUGUAAUAGCCAACAGUGGCAUUAAGCUACAAGCAUUUAGGCAACUGAACUGAAAAAUGAAAGCUUCAUUUCUUUCUCCACAAACCAUGACAUAUCAUUUCAUGUUGAGAGACUCAUCCGCAAAUGAAAUGAAUGAAUACCUCUUAGUUCGUUUGCGUAAACACAGAGCUAAUGUUUCACAAUGACCUAUUUGGCUGCUUGACAGUAAAAAUAUAAUUUUUUAUAUGUUGAAAAUGAUUGAAGAUGCAUUUUCUAUGAUUAAAGAUUAAGAGCUUUAUUUUGUUUUUGCAAAAGACAAAAAUUGCGUUUAAAUGAAUUUUAUCAACAUCAUAAAUAAACAUGAUUGCUUGAUUACACAUCUGGGUUAACAUUCUUUAUAAAUUCCAUGUGCUCUAAUUAUAUACACAAUAAAAUAAGCAUGUCUGUGGGGCUACAGUAAAGAGUUGUCAUUAGCUUGUUUGUUUAUAACUACAUACAUGAAUUAAGUCAAUUAAAUUGUAGCCUCAUCUUAUUGGGUGAUGUGAUGUUCUUGGUAGACCAUGCUAACACCAUGUUUGUACUAACGUGCUAAGAUAAAAUAUUAGGUAUCAGUACUGUCUGGUUAUCUUAAAUGUGGAACAGUUAUCAGAAGCCAAAUGCUGUAUUAUCAGACUCUGUCUAAAUAGCCUUUAAUUAGCAAUACUUCCUUAUGAAAUG
Messenger RNA from Colossoma macropomum (tambaqui), 1777 nucleotides. RefSeq names its product claudin 2 (gene cldn2). Gene Ontology annotation, cellular component: bicellular tight junction; plasma membrane. NCBI's taxonomy places the organism in Eukaryota, Metazoa, Chordata, Actinopteri, Characiformes, Serrasalmidae. Gene Ontology annotation, biological process: bicellular tight junction assembly; cell adhesion. The transcript has 2 exons. The coding region runs from base 169 to 1005 and encodes 278 amino acids. The record is from RefSeq and is a predicted model, not a curated record. Gene Ontology annotation, molecular function: structural molecule activity.